AUGGAUGCUGGAUCAGCCGGAGUGCUUGUUAUCCUCCUUUUCCUCUCCAUCCUGUGGUUCCUGGUCUGGAGAAUGGACAGAAAGAGAAGCCAGUUGCCUCCGGGACCGGCCCCGUGGCCCAUUCUGGGCAACCUAUGGCAAAAGGACGUCCUGCCCCUCUACAAGACCUACGAGAAGCUCAGCAGCGCGUAUGGCCCCAUCUUCACCGUCUGGCUGGGGCUGAAGCCGGUGGUGGUGCUCUGUGGGUACGAGGUGGUGAAGGAUGCUCUGCUGGGCCACUCCGAGGAGUUUGGAGGGCGACCUGAAAUACCUCUUCUGGUGCAGCUGUCGAAAGACUACGGUUUUGUCUCCAACAAUGAGAAGAAGUGGCGGGAGCUGCGGAGGUUCACGCUCAGCACCCUGCGGGACUUCGGGAUGGGGAAGAGCUCCAUGUCACAGCGGGUGCAGCAGGAGGCCCAGCACCUGGUGGAGCUGCUGGCAAAACUCAAAGGAGAUGCCUUUGAGCCAAUGACAAUGUUCAGACACGCAGUUGCCAACGUGAUCUGCUCCGUUGUCUUCGGGAGCCGUUACAGCUACAGCGACACGGCCUUUCUGGAGCUGCUGAACGUGAUCGGGAAUUACAUCAGCUUCUUCCUCUCCCCCAUCGCCAUGGUCUACAACACCUUCCCCAACAUCAUGCACCACCUCCCGGGGCCACACAGGAAAGUCCUGGCUGAGUGUGAGAAGCUGAAGGACUACAUCCGAGAAAGAGUAGAGCUUCACAAGCUGACACUGGAUCCCAGCUGCCCCCGGGACUACAUCGACUGUUUCCUUAUGAAAGCAGAGAAGGAGAAGAGCAGCCCGGAGAACAUGUACAGCAACGAAGACUUGGUCAUGUCGGUAUUCAACCUCUUUGGUGCUGGGACAGUGACUACUAGCAACUCCCUGGUCUUCUCCCUCUUGAUCUUGGCAAAAUACCCCCAUAUUCAAGCCAAGGUCCAGGAGGAGAUCGACGCGGUGGUGGGCACCGACCGUGCUCCCAGCACGGAGGACAAGCUGAGGAUGCCGUACACCAACGCGGUAAUCCAUGAGAUGCAGCGCUACCACAAGACCCGCAUCGAGAACUUCCCGCGGAUGACGACACAGGACGUGGUGUUCAGAGGCCACACCAUCCCCAAGGGCACAGUUGUUAUUCCGGUAUUUUCUUCCGUGCAUACGGAUCCAACCCAGUGGGACAACCCCAAAGAAGUCGACCCGCACCACUUCUUGGAUGAGAAGGGCGAGUUCAGGAAGCGCGAAGCCUUCAUGGCUUUCUCAGCAGGGAAGCGCAUGUGCCCCGGAGAGGCGCUGGCCCGCAUCGAGCUCUUCCUUUUCCUCACCACCCUGCUGCAGAGCUUCACCUUCCAGCUCGCCGUCGAGUACGAGGAGACGGAUUUGUUCUCCCUAUGGCUCGAGAUAGAGAGGAGGGCGAUACCGGGCAAGUUCUUCGCUAUUCGGCGCCCGGUGGCCUCUUAA
Messenger RNA from Charadrius vociferus (killdeer), 1494 nucleotides. RefSeq names its product cytochrome P450 2C5-like. Gene Ontology annotation, biological process: xenobiotic metabolic process. The transcript is spliced from 9 exons. Bases 1 to 1494 code for a protein of 497 amino acids. The record is from RefSeq and is a predicted model, not a curated record. Gene Ontology annotation, molecular function: heme binding; oxidoreductase activity, acting on paired donors, with incorporation or reduction of molecular oxygen, reduced flavin or flavoprotein as one donor, and incorporation of one atom of oxygen; iron ion binding. Gene Ontology annotation, cellular component: intracellular membrane-bounded organelle; cytoplasm. NCBI's taxonomy places the organism in Eukaryota, Metazoa, Chordata, Aves, Charadriiformes, Charadriidae.